Messenger RNA from Tetrahymena thermophila SB210, 567 nucleotides. Its product is annotated as transmembrane protein, putative. NCBI's taxonomy places the organism in Eukaryota, Ciliophora, Oligohymenophorea, Hymenostomatida, Tetrahymenidae. The transcript has 2 exons. The record is from RefSeq and is a predicted model, not a curated record.
AUGGAAUUAUUGCAUUAAAUAAAAAAAGUUGUCCUUUAUCAAACUUAUGUAUAAAUGGAGCAUAAUGGAGCAAUUCAGAAUAAAAAUGCAAAAGAGAUUUAAGUUUUUGUUUUUAGCCUGAUAAUUAUUUGCAUUUAUGCCCAAAUUGUAGUUUUGUAGCAAAUACUAAUUAUUGCUAAAAUAGUUGCAAAAGCUAGCAAUAUUAUGAUUAUAAAUAAUAGAAAUGCAUGUUCUAUUGUUAUUAAGGAGUAAUUGCAAAAGACUAAGCAAGUUGUUAAUCAUCUAAUUUAUGUAUUGAUGGUUUUAAAAGUUUAGGUUAAGUAUGAAAUAGAUUCAUUAAAAAUUAUAAGAAAUACAAAUUAAUAACUGCAAAAUAAUUAAAUUGAAAUCGAUUUCAAUUAAGAUGGAUCAGAUUAAGCUUUAAAAGUAGAAAAUGACAGCUAGAAUACAUUAAAAUAAUUAGAAAAUGAUUAAAUUUUACAGUAAUAUAACCCUCAGUAGAUUUAUUAGGAAAAUCCUUUUGUAUAGGAAUAAGUAAAUUAAUAAAAAGAUAUAAAUUAGAUAUGA